AUGGCUGACGGACCUUCGAAAGAUGAGCUCGUCGAGAUCUUCAAGUCGCUCAAGACGACUCAGAAGGGUAACAAGGUCUGCUUCGACUGCGGAGCCAAGAACCCGACGUGGGCGAGCGCCACCUUUGCCAUCUACAUCUGCCUCGACUGCUCCUCGGUCCAUCGAAACAUGGGCGUACACAUCACCUUUGUUCGAUCGACCAACCUCGACUCGUGGCACUGGUCCCAGCUCCGUCUGAUGAAGGUCGGAGGCAACGCCGCCGCCACCGACUUCUUCACCCGCAAGGGCGCGGCCCACCUCCUCAACCCUUCCACCGAGGGCAAGGUCAAGUACACCUCGGCCGUCGCCCAGGCCUACAAGGACGAGCUGCAGAAGCGGGCGCUGCAGGAUGCCGCGGGCCAGAGCCUCAACAGCCCCGUCUACUUCCCCGGCCUGGCGGCGGCGCCUACGACCUCGACGCUCGCACCCACCAACGGCAAAGGUGUCGGCGGCGGCGGUGGCGACGACGACGAUUUCUUCGACGAGUGGGACAAGCCCGCCGGAGCGGCGGCCGCCAAGGCGAAGCCUGCCGCUGCUGCCGCACCCAAGCCCGCUGCAGCCCCAGCUGCGGUGCCUGCUGCUGCAGCCAAGCCGCCUGCCGCACCCCGUACCGUCACAUCCUCUUCGCUCCGAGCGACGGGCUCGGGCAACGCCAGAAAGACGCUCGGCGUCGUCAGCCGCACCUCGUCUCCUGGCUCGACUCCGGGCACCACGACGCCGACGGGGACAGCGCCGAGCGGCAACGCCUCCGUCGGCGCGCGGCCCGCUGGACGGGCUGGAAAGCUGGGCCUGGGCGUCAAGAAGGCGGGCGCCCCCAUCGACUUUGACGCUGUCGAGAGGAAGGCCAGAGAGGAGGAGGCCGCCGCUCGCCUCGCCGCCGACCAGGCCAGGCAGGCCGAGGAGAAGAAGGCCGAGGAGGCCCGCAAGGCCGGUGAGGCCGCCGAGGCCGAGAGGAUAGCGAGAGAGGCGAUCCAGGCGGCCACGGGCAAGCUCAAGGCCGGAGGAGCUGCAGCCAGCUCGCCGUCCCCAGCGACAGCGAUGGCCGCCGGCGGGCUCAACAGCAAGGGAGUCAGCGAAGGCGAGGUGGACCGUCUGGGUAUGGGCUUCGGCCGGCUCGGCAUGAAGGCCAACGCGCACCAGGCCAAGCUCGCCGCCGAACGAGCCGCGGCGGCGUCGCGCAACGCCUCGGCGUCGGCCGACGCGGACAGCAACGGGGCCGACGAGCCCAACUACGCGCGCUCGACGUUUUCGUCGCAGAAGUCGAUCUCGUCGGACCAGUACUUCCAGCGCGGCGGCUACGACCCCAACCUCUCGUCCGAGGCCAAGGCGCGGCUGCAGAACUUCCAAGGUCAGACGUCGAUCUCGUCGAACCAGUACUUUGGCCGGGACGAAGACGACGACGACGAGGGCGGCCAGGACGGCCUCAACGCGGCGCGCGACGGUGCCGCCGAUUUCGGCAACGACCUCGAGGCGACGGCGCGAGAGUACUACCGCAAGUUUAUGGCCAACCCGGACGUCCAGAGCAGCAUCGACAGCUUCCGCAGCGGUGCGCUCAAGCUGAGCCAGUACCUCGAGGACAUGAGCCGUAACGGCGCCUAA
Pseudozyma flocculosa PF-1 is the source of this 1638-nucleotide messenger RNA. RefSeq lists its product as uncharacterized. Gene Ontology annotation, biological process: COPI coating of Golgi vesicle. Gene Ontology annotation, molecular function: GTPase activator activity. Bases 1 to 1638 code for a protein of 545 amino acids. The transcript is spliced from 2 exons. The record is from RefSeq and is a predicted model, not a curated record. Lineage: Eukaryota; Fungi; Basidiomycota; Ustilaginomycetes; Ustilaginales; Ustilaginaceae.